Molecule: messenger RNA, 1469 nt
Organism: Marmota flaviventris (yellow-bellied marmot)
Lineage: Eukaryota; Metazoa; Chordata; Mammalia; Rodentia; Sciuridae
Gene: Cdk15
Product: cyclin dependent kinase 15
Biological process (GO): protein phosphorylation
Cellular component (GO): nucleus; cytoplasm; cytosol
Molecular function (GO): cyclin-dependent protein serine/threonine kinase activity; cyclin binding; ATP binding
Source: RefSeq, a predicted model, not a curated record
AGAGCCUCAUGUGAGUCAUAUGAAAGCUCCACACUGCUGACCUCUGGCAAAAAGGGAGUGAGAGAGGACAGGAGAGGCAGAGGGGGAGAGGUUCAAGUGUGGGUUUUCUCCUUGAACCUGAAAGACUAUGGGUCAAGAGCUGUGUGCUAAGAGUCUACAGCCUGGGUGCAGCUGCUAUCACCGUUCCAAAGGAGGCGAGGCACACAGCAGCCGGAGGAGUCAGCCUGUGACCAUGGAGGCUGAAUUCCAGCUAACAGACCUAAAAGAAGCAUCAAGCUGCAUGACUUCAUUUCACCCCAGGGGAGUGCAGGGGGCUGGUGCCCGGAAAUUUGAGAGUAAAAGGCCACGGAGUAAUAGCGAUUCUUUUCAGGAAGAGGAUCUGAGGCAGGGUUUUCAGUGGAGGAAGAGCCUCCCUUUUGGGGCCGCCUCAUCUUACUUGAACUUGGAGAAGCUGGGUGAAGGUUCUUAUGCUACAGUUUACAAGGGGAUUAGCAGGAUAAAUGGACAACUAGUGGCUUUAAAAGUCAUCAGCAUGAAUGCAGAGGAAGGAGUCCCAUUCACAGCAAUUCGGGAAGCGUCUCUCCUGAAGGGCUUGAAACACGCCAAUAUUGUGCUUCUGCAUGACAUAAUUCACACCAAAGAGACCCUGACAUUCGUUUUUGAAUACAUGCACACAGACCUGGCCCAGUAUAUGUCUCAGCAUCCAGGAGGGCUUCAUCCUCACAACGUCAGGCUUUUCAUGUUUCAACUUUUGCGGGGCCUGGCGUACAUCCACCACCAACACGUCCUUCACAGGGACCUGAAACCUCAGAACUUGCUCAUCAGUCACCUGGGAGAGCUCAAACUGGCUGAUUUCGGUCUUGCUCGGGCCAAGUCCAUUCCUAGCCAGACAUACUCUUCAGAAGUUGUGACCCUCUGGUACCGGCCUCCUGACGCUUUGCUGGGAGCCACUGAAUACUCCUCUGAGCUGGACAUAUGGGGUGCAGGCUGCAUCUUUAUUGAAAUGUUCCAGGGUCAACCUUUGUUUCCUGGGGUUUCCAACAUCCUUGAACAGCUGGAGAAGAUCUGGGAGGUGUUGGGAGUCCCUACAGAGGACACUUGGCCUGGAGUCACCAAGCUACCUAACUACAAUCCAGAAUGGUUCCCGCUGUCGAAGCCUCAGAGCCUUCAGAUUGUCUGGAACAGGCUGGGCAGGGUUCCUGAAGCUGAAGACUUGGCCUCCCAAAUGUUGAAGGGCUUUCCUAGAGACCGGGUCUCCGCCCAGGAAGCACUGGGCCAUGAUUAUUUCAGUGCUCUGCCCUCCCAGCUGUACCAGAUUCCUGAUGAGGAGUCUUUGUUUACAGUUUCAGGAGUGAGGCUAAAACCAGAAAUGUGUGACCUUUUGGCCUCCUACCAGAAAGGUCACCACCCAGCCUGGUUUAGCAAAUGCUGGUGAAAAGAAGGGGUGGAGUCACCAAGAUUCUUCCAGG